Molecule: messenger RNA, 1161 nt
Organism: Theileria orientalis strain Shintoku
Lineage: Eukaryota; Apicomplexa; Aconoidasida; Piroplasmida; Theileriidae
Product: CTP-phosphoethanolamine cytidylyltransferase
Exons: 3
Coding region: 1-1161 (386 amino acids)
Biological process (GO): phosphatidylethanolamine biosynthetic process
Cellular component (GO): cytoplasm
Molecular function (GO): ethanolamine-phosphate cytidylyltransferase activity
Source: RefSeq, a predicted model, not a curated record
AUGGUAGAUUCUAAGGUUGACCUCAAAAAUUUGUCAGAAUCUCGCAUCUACGUAGAUGGCGUUUUCGACCUAAUCCAUUGGGGCCAUUUGAACGCCCUGAGGCAGUCGUAUGAGCUCGGCGGAAAGCUGGUCAUAGGAAUAAUAUCCGAUGAGGAAACGAGGCGCGCCAAGGGCAUCUGUCCCAUAUACACCCAGGAAGAGCGAGCCGAGAUCGUGAUGGGCUGUAAAUGGGUGGACGAGGUCAUGGUCGGCGUUCCCUACGACGUCACUCUCGAUUUUCUGCUCAACACCGCGAAGUGUGACUACGUUGCACACGGAGACGAUAUCGCAAUUGGCACCAGUGGCAAGGACUGCUACCUUGAGCCGAAAAACGCCGGCCUCAUGAUUCACUUUAAGAGGUCAUAUGGUGUGAGCACUUCCACAACACUAUCCAGGCUUAUUGAGUCGCUGGAGUUUGAAAGGUUCUAUCACCUGGCCAAUGAGAACCACCAGGCAGUGUCCUCUGAUUUCGACAAGGCUCUGAAGAAGAACGAACACGAACUGCUGACUGAGGGCCUCACGGACGUGGAGUCCGCCAGACAACUCGGGGAGCGGCACGUGUCGUAUCCGAGGUGCAGACUGAGCCUGAACCUGCUCUCCAAGUUCCUGUCGAACAAGGAUAGACCAGGGCAAGGCAAAGUUGUUUACGUGGACGGGAGUUUUGACCUCUUUCACAACGGCCACGUGAGGUUCCUGAAGGCAGCGCGCGCACUCGGGGACUACUUGAUAGUUGGAAUCUACGACGACCAGACAGUCAGGACGAUCAAGGGCUCGCCCUUUCCGUUCACGAACAUGCUCGACCGCUGCCUGAUCGUGUCAGCCAUGAAAUACACAGACGACGUGAUCCUAGGGGCGCCGUACAAGAUAACGAAGGACUUUGUGAAGAUUUAUGGCAUUGACAUUGUGGCGGUUGGGAAGUACAGCGACUCGAGGCUCAUUCACGUCAAGUCGAAUCCACUCGAGGUCGUCGAGAACAUGGGCAUCCUCAGGUUCGUCGAUUCCGGCUCCAAGACCACGAGCAUGGAAAUCAUCAAACGCGUCUCCGACAGGAUCGUCCAUAUCAGGGAUAAUGUGACGGAUCGCUGUAGAAGGGAGUCGAUCCACUACAAGGCCUACGAAUGA